Neltuma alba is the source of this 4653-nucleotide messenger RNA. Its product is annotated as TMV resistance protein N-like. The transcript is spliced from 5 exons. The record is from RefSeq and is a predicted model, not a curated record. Gene Ontology annotation, biological process: defense response; signal transduction. NCBI's taxonomy places the organism in Eukaryota, Viridiplantae, Streptophyta, Magnoliopsida, Fabales, Fabaceae. Gene Ontology annotation, molecular function: ADP binding. The coding region runs from base 1 to 4653 and encodes 1550 amino acids.
AUGGAACGAAGGAGGGGAGAUGACGUAGGCAUAAAAAAUGGGAAUAUAAAUUUAGGGAGUGGGAACGAAAUAGAGGUUGGGGAUGAUAAUUUGAUGUGCCCGCAAGCUGAGGAUAGUGACGAUGCAGAGUUGGAUGAUGAUUGUUUUCAUCAAUUUCUUGAUGUUGAUGUUGAGAAUGUAGGUCAAGGAAGUAGGGGUUCUAAUCAUUUGGCCGAAUUUGAAUCUGUGCAUUCAGAGGCUGUUACUACUUCUGAGUUACCGAAUGAGAACACGCUGGCUAUGCUUUCCGAUCUAGAAGAUGAUGAGUUGUAUGAGGAGUAUGCAUGUGAUGACGAGGACAAUAAGGCAAUAACAAGGUAUGAGAAAUACAAUUCUGCUCAAAUGUGCAAGGAGUUUGAAUUUAAGUUGGGCAUGGAGUUUAAUUCAGUCCAACAGUUUCGAGAAGUGCUCAAGGAGUACUGUUUGCUACAUGGGUAUGAUGUUAAGUUUCUUAAAAAUGAUAAGGAAAGAUGCCGAGUUAGGUGCAAGAAGAAGUGUGGUUGGUUGAUACUUGUAAGCAAAGUUGGUGGCUCAAUGACUUUUCGAGUGAAAACACUUGGACCAAAGCAUACUUGUGGGGUAACAUUUAAUUCAAGGUUAGCCACAUCAAAGUGGGUUUCAAACAAGAUAGUAGAUCAUAUGAGGAUGAAUAAGAAUUUGAAGCCAGGAGAUGUGGUUUCAAUAGUAAAACAAAAUUAUAUGGUGCAACCUUCAAUAAACAAGGCAUUUUGGGCUAGGAAGAUUGCAAAGAAAACAAUAGAGGGAGAUCACAAAGAAGAGUACAACAAGUUAGUAAACUUUUGUAAUGAAGUCAAGAAGAGAAAUCCGCAAUCUACAUUUGCUCUUGUCACUGAUACUACUUAUUAUGUAGAUCGGCCACGUGUGUUUAAGAGAUUGGGAGAAGACACCAGAAAAGGCUUCACAGACCAUUUGCAUGCUGCUCUAAAACAAAAGGGUAUCAUAACUUUCUUAGAUGAUGGGCUCAACAGAGGAGAGGUUAUCUCUGAUCAACUCCUCCAAGCAAUUGAUGAAUCUCUCAUCUCUCUUGUUGUUCUCUCUCAAAGUUAUGCUUCUUCCAGUUGGUGUUUGGAUGAACUUGAAAGGAUACUUCAAUCUAAAAAAACUUUGGGCAGAGAAGUUAUCCCAAUAUUUUAUGACAUUCAUCCAUCUGAUGUGCGUCAUCAAAGAGGUACCUUUGGUUGUGCCCUUCAAAACCAUGGUGAGAGAUUUGCUAGAAAGAAGCUGCGAAGAUGGAGGGAUGCCUUAAAAGAAGUUGCAAAUAUAUCUGGCUAUGACUCUACAGAUCGGCAUGAAGCAAAACUCAUUGAAGAAAUUAUAGCAGAAGUAUGGGCAAAGUUACAACCUAAAUUACUAUGUUGUUACAGCUAUGACCUCGUUGGCAUUGAAUCAAGAGUAGAAGAAGUGAAUUCACUUUUAAAGCUUGGAUUUUGUGAUGUUCGCUUAAUAGGAAUAUGGGGCAUGCCUGGUAUUGGAAAGACAACUCUUGCAAGAAUUGUCUAUGAGAGAAUUUUUCACCAAUUUGACCUCAGUUGUUUUCUUGCUGAUGUGAAAGAAAGCUCUGAAGCCAAGGGUUUGGUUUCUUUGCAAAGAAAACUUUUCUACAAACUCAAGAUAAAAGGCAUGGAAGUUGAUGAUACAUAUGAUGGGAAGAAUAUAAUAAGAAACAUGCUAUGCAACAAAAAGGUUCUUGUUGUCUUGGAUGAUGUAAGUGAAAUAAACCAACUAGAGAACCUCUGUAUAAAGCAAGCUUGGCUGGGUCCUGGGAGUAGAGUAAUUGUGACGACUAAAAAUAUGCAUGUGUUGGUAGAGCAUGGAGAAUUUGAAAUUUAUGAGGCUGAAUUGUUAAACGAUGAUGAAUCUCUCCAACUCUUCUGCAAGAAGGCUUUUAAAAGGGAUGAACCUAUAGAAGGUUAUUGGAAGUUGUGCAAAGACAUUAUCCACCAUGCUCAAGGCCUUCCUCUAACUCUUGAAGUGUUGGGUUCUUAUUUUUGUGGAAGAAGUGAACUUGAAUGGAAAGAAGGUUUGGAGAAAAUUAAAAAGUCUCCACCGAGCAAUAUUCUGAAGAGACUUAGAAUCAAUUAUGAUGCAUUAAGUGAUACAGAAAAGAAAAUAUUUUUAGAUGUUGCUUGUUGUUUUAAGGGAAUGAUCAAAGACCACGUGGUACAAAUAUUCGAAAUAUGUGGUGAUCUUUUUCCAACACUUGGAAUAAGAGAACUUGUUGAGAAAUGCUUGUUAAAAGAAUAUUAUAGUAAUGAUGGUGCAUGUCAUUUGGGUAUGCAUGAUAUCCUUCAAAAUUUGGGCAGAAGUAUUGUUAUUGAGGAAUCACUUAAUGAUGCUAGUAGACGUAGCAGGUUAUGGUCACUGGAAGAUAUUGAUUAUGUGAUGUCAAAAAACAAUGGUACUAAUAUGGUAGAACUUAUACAUCAUCAAUCACAUAUGCCAUAUGAAGCGAAUUGGGACCCUAAAGCGUUCUCUAUGAUGCAUAGCCUCACAAUACUCAUCAUAUUAUGUGACGUGUACCUUCCUCGAGGUCUCGAAUUUCUUCCCCGUUCGUUAAAAUUUCUCGAAUGGAAAGGUUAUCCUUUGAGAUCUUUGCCUUAUGGUGCGCAACUUGAUGAACUUGUGCUCCUUAGAAUGCAUCAUAGCAAGAUCAUGCAACUUUGGGGCUGUACACAAAUAUCAAAAAAGUUGAAGUUCAUUGAUUUAAGCUAUUCUGAAGAUUUCAUAAGAACUCCUGAUCUCAGGAUGCUACCCAACCUUGAGCAUCUGAUUCUUGAAGGUUGCGUAAAACUCACUGGAGUUCACCCAUCACUUGGACAACAUAAGAAACUUGUUCUAUUGGAUUUGAAAGAUUGCAAGAAUCUUAAAGCUCUUCCAAGUAGAAUGGGGAUGGAUUCAUUGGAGAAAUUGAUCCUUUCUGGCUGCCUCAAAGUUAAAAAGCUUCCAGAAUUUGGGGAAAAUAUGACCAGUUUGUUGGUUCUUGAUGUGGAAAAUUGCAAAAACCUUGUUUGUCUUCCAAGUUCCACUUGUUAUUUGAAAUCCCUCAAAGUUCUCAAUAUUUUAGGUUGCUCAAAAUUUUCCUCAUUACCACAAAAUAUUGAUGAAAAUAAAUGUUUAGAGGAGCUUGAUUUGAGUGGAACUGCUAUAAGGGAAAUACCUUCAUCCAUUGUCGGACUACAAGAUUUGAAGCUACUAUAUUUAAAAGGAUGUAAAAGUCUAAGUUCAAGAUCCAAUUCAUUAGUAAGCAGCUUAUUUUCCUCGAUUAAAGAGGUACUUGGGUUUUAUAAUGGAUCUUCCACAAUCUCCUCGUCUCUUUCUUACAUUUCUAGUGUAGCAACUUUGAAGGAACUGCAUUUAGAUGACUGUAACCUUAAAGUUGGAUCAAUUCCAGAUGAACUUGGUUGUUUAACAUCAUUGGAGACUCUCAGUCUAAGAAGAAAUGAUUUUGGCAAUGCAUCUACUAAUAACUGCGUACUUCCUCCUUCAUUCUCACGUCUUUCUUCAUUGAAGUAUUUAUACAUGUGUUGUUGUAAUCUCAAUGAUGGUUCAAUUCCGAAGGACCUUAAUAGCUUAUUAUCAUUGGAAAGACUUGGUCUGUUAGGAAACAAUUUUACACAUAUACCUGCUGAUUGUAUCUCUAACCUCUUGCAUCUUCAUACUCUUCAUUUGAGUCACUGCCCAAGGCUUAAGUGUUUGCCAAAUCUUCCACCAAAUUUACGACGUAUAGAUACUGUUGCAUGUCAGUCAAUGCAAUCUUUGUCAUUUCCAGAGUUGCUAUUGAAGUGCAUUGCUUUUGCAAAUGCUUCUGUGGUGGACACAAAUAACAUACGAUGUAGCAUCUGGUGGAUUCUAGGAAGUCAAAUCCCAUCAUGGUUCCACAAUCAAGACUUUCAAGUUCUUGAUAAAAUUGAUGGCUUUCAAGAUAACCAUGUUGUCCAAACCUUUGAGGAAGAAAACUCGUAUCAGAGUUUUCAUGACACUGAGAAUGGUGAUUUUGUACAAGCUGAUUCCAUUGUGUCAAUGGAAGUAAAUAUCGCUGAUUUUCAUGGUUCAAGUGGAAGUUGGGGAACUUCUCUUUGCGUUGUUCUACAAGAUAUGGGCCUUGAUGAUGCGUUUGAUCUUUACCUUAAGAUGACUUGUAAAGCUUCAGGAGAUGAAUUCUUCAAAAAAGAGAUAGGAUGGCCUGUUUCUUUUGAAGGCCAUUCCCAUCAAAUUUUGAUCAUGUUCUUGCCCUCCAUCAAUUUUGCAGAUGAUUGCAACAAGGUUGAAGUCGUAUUUUACACUACACGAAUUAUGCGCACCGACAGUGAAGCGGAAUUAGAUGUGAAAGCUGAUUACGGAGAUCAUGGCAAGCGUACAAUAAGCAAGUGUGGCUGGCGAGUGACACGCAAGGAAGAUGUAGAAGAAUGGCUCAGAACAAUCCAACAAUAUCGCAGCAGUACCAGUGAAAACAAUGAAAUCCUUUCUCAACAAUUUGUUCAUGGAAGAAAGAGAUACCGUGAGGGAGAAGAUCUGCAAGAAGAAGUCACUAUCAAUGAUGUGGAAACAGAAAUAAAUUCAACUCCUCGGAGAAAACUUAAAUUGUUUCCUUGA